AUGUACAAUAAGAAGUUUUUUUAAUUAAGAUAGUUAACUAGAAAUCUAGAUGACUGCUAUCAUAAUGAUUUAGAGAUUUAUAAUUAAAUAAUGGGAGUGGUUUUGAAACCAAAUGAAAAGAAACUAGAAAAUGAUAAAUAGCUUUUAAGAGAUUGGGAAGUCUAUAAAUAAAGAAGAUUAGAAAAUAUAAUAAAUGAAACUUUGAAAUCUCCUUGUUUUAAAAUAUGUAUUUGCAAAUUUGUAAGAAAUCGGAAGACAUCCAUAGAGUUUUGGAUUAGAGUAGCAUACGAUGUGUUUUACGAUGAUUCGUUAGGAAAAGAAAUAAGAAAGAAGUUUUGGAGUAAAAUGAAAGAAAACAGCCCAAAUUUAGAAUCAGAUUUAUAAUAAUAACAAUGGCCAGAUGAAUGGAAAUAUUUAGAAUAUGAAUCAUGUUUGAAUCUGCAGUUGAUUAAACUCUAUGAAUAGUAUAGUGCUAUAAGACUUUUUAUUGCUUAAAAAGUAAAUUAAUAUACAUCGAUAUAAUGUGAUAUUGGACGAAUGCCAUUAUUAAGAGAAGAGAAGAAAAUUAGAAUCGACUUUUCCAAAUCAACUUGGUUUCCCCCCAUAGAAAUCAAUGGCCCUGAUUUAUUGGAGUAAAUCUUUAUUUCUGAUAACUAUUAUUGUGAGCAAAUGGCAAGGUUCAUAAUAGGAAUGAAAGCCAUCAUUUUUCCGAUUUUGGAUUUCUUUAAAAAAGAGAAUGACAAUGGAAAAACUAUAAAUAUUUAUGGUAGGAAAUAUGAGUUCAUUUUGGAUGUGGUCUAUUCUUUAAAAGCUUGCUGUGGACCUAAGAUUAAUUUUACAUCAGGAUCUUUGAGAAUGAGAAAAAAUUUUAAAUGUUCUAACUCAUAUUUUGUUAAUGAAGCUACUUGCAGUGUGAUGCUAACUACAUUGUAAAAGGAAGACAUUACUAAGGAUGUGAUUGCUGAUAUCCAUCUAAAUAGUCAAGUAGGAUACUCAGCAUUCGUAUAGACUGCUAUAGAAUUAUAGGAAAUUGGAUAGAAUGAAAGAAUGAAAAGGUUGGUUCUCAUUUUCAGUCAUGAAAAAUUAAAUUUUAAGGAAGUUAAAAAAAAAGUUGUGUAUUAUCAACUCCCUGAUAAAGAUAUUGAAAGUUUAAUAGAUAGUUUGGAUUAUGAAUUCCUUUAAUAUUAUGCUAAUUUAUUAUUUAACAAAUGUAUGAUAGUUUAAUAAAAUUGCAGCUCUAGAAAACCCUUUUAUUAGAUAAUGAUUUGUAUGUGGACAUAUGUAUUGUGCAUUUACUUUUAAGAUGAUUUACCAACUCUAGUCGAUAAUGAAGUAUUUAAUUAUGUGAACUAAAAAAUUUAAUAAGAUGUUGAAAUAGAUUUAGGUUUGAGUCCAGAAAGAGAAAAUAAAAUGACUAUUUAAUUUGAUUAACCUUAAAUAAUUUACCAUGAAAUUGGGGAACCAAUUAUUGUAGAAAGUGAUAGCAAAGAAGAUGAUGAUUGUAUCAUAAUUGAUAAACCUUAAAAAUAUACUAAAUUAUGA
Molecule: messenger RNA, 1542 nt
Organism: Paramecium octaurelia
Lineage: Eukaryota; Ciliophora; Oligohymenophorea; Peniculida; Parameciidae
Source: the annotation of a GenBank genome assembly